This is a messenger RNA of Anneissia japonica, 1536 nucleotides long. RefSeq names its product elongation of very long chain fatty acids protein 4-like. Gene Ontology annotation, biological process: very long-chain fatty acid biosynthetic process; sphingolipid biosynthetic process; fatty acid elongation, saturated fatty acid. Gene Ontology annotation, cellular component: endoplasmic reticulum membrane. The record is from RefSeq and is a predicted model, not a curated record. Lineage: Eukaryota; Metazoa; Echinodermata; Crinoidea; Comatulida; Comatulidae. Gene Ontology annotation, molecular function: fatty acid elongase activity.
AUGACAGGGUUGAGGAUUGGUUGCUCAUGAAGACACCCUGGCCUUCAGUUGGCUUCAUAAUAGCCUAUCUCUUAUUCGUAUGGCUUGGGCCCAAGUUCAUGAAGAAUAAACAGCCAUUUGAUCUGAAAUCUACAAUAUUGGUGUACAAUGCUAUGCUUGUGGUUUUAUCUAUUUAUAUGUUUAAAGAGUUCCUUAUUACAUCCAUUCUUGGUAACUACAGCUACAAGUGUCAGCCGGUGGAUUAUUCUACCUCUCCAUUAGCGAUGCGGAUGACAAGUGUUUGCUGGUGGUUUUUCUUCUCUAAAGUCAUUGAAUUAUUGGAUACAGUUUUCUUCAUUCUACGCAAGAAGAAUAAUCAGGUCACAUUCUUACAUGUUUAUCAUCAUAGCUCAAUGAUAGUUAACUGGUGGCUUGGUGUUAAAUAUGUUGCUGGGGGUCAAGCUUUCUUUCUGGCCAUGCUCAACUCUUUUGUACACAGCAUCAUGUACUCCUAUUAUGCUUUGGCUGCAAUAGGUCCUCAUAUGCAAAAGUAUCUGUGGUGGAAACGGUACAUGACACAACUACAGCUAGUGCAGUUCUUUGCAAUUUGUUUUCACACAGGGUACAACAUGACAAUAGACUGCAACUUUCCAAUGGGCUUCAAUAUAGCUGUGUUUUUAUAUGUGCUGUCUAUGGUGGCGCUAUUUAGCAAUUUCUACAUCAGAUCGUACAAGAAAAAAGAUGUGAAAAAUAAGGAAUAGUAUUUAUUCGCAUUUUUAUUCACAAUUAUAUAAGAUUUGAAAUUUAAUUGUAAUGAUAAAUUUUAAGGUAAAGGUUCUAGAACAGAUAGGACAAUUAUUAAUAUUAAUAAUAAUAAAUAAUUGAUGACAUCGGACAUGGCGACGACGAAAACUUUAAUAGUAAUAUAAGAAUGAAAAUAAAAAAUAUGAAAAUAUGUAUUUGUCAAUUUCUACCUUAAUUCAUUUACAAAAAUGAGUAUGAAAUAUGUAAUAAAUUUAUUAAUAAUAAUUAUUAUUUGUGGAACGAUUAUUACAGUCAGAUAUAAAAUACGAAAAGAUAUGUUUUUAUGAGUAGUUAUUAUUGCUUAAGAAAUACAUUUAGAGAAGUUUAUGAAUUGACUUAAAAAAUGAAUGAUUUCAGGCUUGUAAAUAAUGUUAUUCCUGUGUGUAACGUACAUGUAGCCCUAGCUAAGUACAUAGUCUCAUGAACAUCGAUGUACCCCUUGUUAGAAGUAAACUAAUCUUGACCAAGGCUGUUAGUACUAGUACAUAAAGAGAUAUCUCUUAAUCUCGAAUAACUUUUUACCAUAAAUUACCCCUGCCCAGGCGCUUCUGAGCCUUGGUACAGUGGUUAUUUUGAAAGGCACGUAUAAUAGAUUAUUGGGCCAUUCAAGAUGGUACCACUUUGACAAUUGUUGCAAUGUUAGUAUUAUUUAUUUCGUGAAAAUACAAUAAGAUGUGUUGAGAAAGUUUAUUGAAUCAAAUCAACAUGGUUUCUGUCAACUUGUGAACCCUACAGGCUGUAAUAUAAAACGGG